Alternaria burnsii is the source of this 717-nucleotide messenger RNA. Its product is annotated as chromo domain-containing protein. The record is from RefSeq and is a predicted model, not a curated record. Gene Ontology annotation, molecular function: chromatin binding. The coding region runs from base 1 to 717 and encodes 238 amino acids. NCBI's taxonomy places the organism in Eukaryota, Fungi, Ascomycota, Dothideomycetes, Pleosporales, Pleosporaceae. Gene Ontology annotation, cellular component: pericentric heterochromatin; nucleus. The transcript is spliced from 5 exons. Gene Ontology annotation, biological process: chromatin organization; negative regulation of transcription by RNA polymerase II.
AUGCCUCCUGCUCUCAGCGAUCACGAGUCCUCGGACAGCGAAGAAGUCCCCGCGCAAGCGACCGCAAAGGGAAAAGGAAGACAACCAGUACAAGUCGAUUCUAUAGAAGAUGAGGAGGUUGACAGUGAGGUGGGAGAAGACGAAUACGUCGUUGAAGCCAUCUUCAACCACAGAUUCCAAAGAGGCGUUCUCCAAUUCGACGUCAAAUGGGAAGGCUACGACGACCCCAAAGACCGGACAUGGGAGUCAGAGGAAAACAUGGAGGGAGCCAUUGACGUACUGAACGAGUACUUCAAGAGUAUCGGAGGCCGUCCAGAGCCCAAGGGCCAAAAGCGCAAGGGCCGACCGUCGCUUGCGGGAAGGAAAUCAGAGUCGGAGACUCUUGCGUCUAGCACCAAGCGCGCAAAGGCAGACAAGGAGGAGAAGAAAGUGGCACAAUGGAGUCCACCACCAGGCUCGUGGGAACACGACGUCCACGAAGUCGACACAGUGGAGCAGACGAAGAACCCCAAGACAGGCGAACUCGAAAAGUUCGCAUACCUCGUGUGGAACAAUAAUCAAAAGACACAACAUCCUCUCCGACACGUCUACCAAAAGUGUCCGCAAAAGAUGCUGGUAUAUUAUGAGAGCCACCUAGUCUUUGCCGAAACCAGCGACCAGCCUCUGAAAUGCGAAAAUGGUGAUGACAAUAACGACACCGAAAUGACAGGCCACUAA